This is a messenger RNA of Puntigrus tetrazona (Sumatra barb), 1984 nucleotides long. It is a transcript of the gene irx5a, whose product is annotated as iroquois homeobox 5a. Gene Ontology annotation, molecular function: DNA-binding transcription factor activity, RNA polymerase II-specific; RNA polymerase II cis-regulatory region sequence-specific DNA binding. Gene Ontology annotation, cellular component: nucleus. Bases 323 to 1660 code for a protein of 445 amino acids. The record is from RefSeq and is a predicted model, not a curated record. Gene Ontology annotation, biological process: cell development; regulation of transcription by RNA polymerase II; neuron differentiation. Lineage: Eukaryota; Metazoa; Chordata; Actinopteri; Cypriniformes; Cyprinidae. The transcript has 3 exons.
CUUAGCAUCCUGGCAGGACACUCUCCGAAGCAAAGCCCCAUCCGAGAGCAAAAAACUUGUCCCGCGCGCUCGGCAUGAGAGUCACAGCGCGCGCAGAGUGUGAGAGAGCGCCUCGAAGAUCCGCGUGCGAGUCCGACAACGACUGAUUAACGAGUGCGAAGUCUAUGCAUUCGUCGUUCUCUUUCAUUUCCAUCACUGCUAUCGACGCGAGGAGGACGGGACGGAGGUCUGUUUACUCGGAACUCUAUGAGCGAGCGCGAAGAGCGCGUGAGAGUUUGAGGGAGAAGAACUCAAGUGAGAAGCUUAUAUUUGGAUCUUCACCAUGGCGUACCCUCAGGGCUACUUGUAUCAGCCAUCCGCCUCUUUGGCACUCUAUUCGUGUCCUGCCUACAGUACAAGCGUGAUAUCGGGACCCCGGACAGAGGAGCUGGGGAGAUCUUCUUCUGGCUCUGCUUUCGCUCCCUAUGCCGGAUCUACAGCGUUCACCAGCGCCUCGCCAGGCUACAAUACCCAUCUCCCGUACAGCGCUGAUGCGGCCGCGGCCACUUUCACUUCUUACGUGAGCUCCCCGUAUGACCACACGACAGGCAUGGCCGGAUCUAUAGGGUAUCAUCCUUACGCUGCUCCCUUGGGCUCGUACCCGUACGGAGACCCAGCUUACCGCAAGAAUGCUACCCGGGACGCCACGGCCACUUUGAAAGCCUGGCUUAACGAGCACCGGAAAAACCCGUACCCCACCAAAGGCGAGAAGAUCAUGCUGGCCAUCAUCACGAAGAUGACCCUCACUCAAGUGUCCACCUGGUUCGCCAACGCCAGGAGGAGGCUAAAGAAGGAGAACAAGAUGACCUGGACCCCGCGGAACCGGAGCGAGGACGAGGAGGAGGACGAAAACAUUGAUCUCGAGAAAAACGACGACGACGAGCCAAACAAGCCCACGGACAAGGGAGACUCCACAGACACAGAGGCAGAUCACAAACUCAUCAACCCAGGGGAGCUACCGUGCGACAGGUUUAAAGACGAGUCUCACGCUAAAGAUCUCGAUCCGCCUUUGACAGACUCGGAAUUAAAAGACACGGAGGAGAGGACGGAUUUGCUCGCCGAGCAAGCAAAACCCACCACCUCUUCUCCCUCCGUCCUGCAGAGAGGGAACGAUCUCAUUACGCAAGAAAAGCCCUCAGAACCGGGCCACGCCGCGAGCACGGGGAACAGCAACGUAACGUCCGUUAUUCACUCCCCCCCUUCGGCGCCCAAACCCAAACUCUGGUCUCUGGCCGAGAUCGCCACGUCCUCGGACAGGUGCAAAGGGAGCAGCGAGGCUCCGCAGGCCGCGGGGUUAGGUCAAAGCACAGUCAUAGCCAGCGCUGCCUCGCCGACUCGGUCCUCCCCUCAGUGCCCUCUCCCUAAUAACACCGUCCUUUCUCGGCCUAUUUACUACACGUCCCCUUUUUACCCGGGCUACACGAACUAUAGCACUUUCGGACACCUCCACAGCAGCCACGGCACCAACACCAGCUCCACGGCACAUUUCAAUGGAUUAAGCCAGACUGUUUUAAACAGAGCCGAGGCUCUGGUAAGAGAGAGCAAAGUAAGAAGCCAAACACAGGUAGAUCUUUGUAAAGACUCACCUUAUGAGCUAAAGAAAGGUAUGUCAAACAUUUAAUACCGGAUUCACGGCCAAUCACACGGACAUUUAUUUAUUAUUUGUGGUUGCUUAAAGAAGAAGCAAAAGAAGACGCAUUCUGAUUUAAAAAAGAAAAAAAAAGAAAAAGAAAAAAAGGGGACAAUUAUUUUCUGAGUAAAUGCUUAUCCUCAAAAUCUUAGUUUCUGAAUGGUUAAUCAAGAGGAUGUAACUUCUAAGAAUUGUCUUAAACGCUGCAGCCGCCUGAGUCUAUUUGUAUUAAAGACUAAUAUGUAUAUUUAAUGUAGCAUUUUGUAUUUAAAAUGGACAAUACACUAUCUUUGAAGUAAAUUAUGGAAAAGAAAA